AAGAAGAAGAAGAAAAGAAACAGGCGCGCAUGUUGCCUCUCUGUGCGCAUAAUGAUUCAUCAACCACCGUUUGCUCACGAGACAGUGAUUUCGGGUCCGACUAGUUCAUUUUUCGGAGCUGAGUGUUUUGUCGUGGGCCCUCGGAUGCCCCCACCCCCACCUCUCUCAUCCCGCGUCUCGACGGACCAAACGCUGCUGCAGCAGCAUCACCGGCAGCCUCCAAACUGCGUUUUCCCUGCCGUGAUGGAUCCCUCAGUAAACCGGUGAGCUGCUACCAGGAGACCGGCCGGACUGCUGGGGGAAGGACCGACAAGCGAGGACCGCGGCGAGAACGUGCCAUACAUCUAAAGGAUAAACAAAUUCUAUAUAUUUUUAGCAAUGUUCUAGGACCGUCUUGUUUACAGAUAAACAGCCGGGUGACAGUGAUAUUACGGCCGACAUGUAAGAGCUGGAUAACUAUUCCUGUGUGACCGACACCCAUCUGCAGCUGAUCACAAUAAAAUGAAAAAGGAUGGGCCCUUCAGGUCAGUAGACCCGUACUGAUUGGAGACAUGUUCUAAGGACGACAUCUCAGCCACCAUGAAAGGGUUAGGAGCCAACCGCAGUCGUCACCUGUCCGACUCGUGUGAACCAACGGGUUGCCCCCAGAAGCCUCUCUGUCCUUUGACCUCUGACCCCCACACUCCCUUUCUGUUGAGCCCUACGAUAAACCACUAUGGCACCCUGGACCCCCAUCUCCACCAGUGCACUCCCACCAGCCCCACCUCCAUGACCCCUGACUGCCUGCUGCCUUUCAGCCAGGUCUCCAACAGCAGCACCUUCCCUCGUCUGCACUUCACCUCCCAGUCUGACCAGGUUGACUGCUCCCAGGCCUGUAUGGCGGGUGGUGGUGUAGUGGGGCAGGGCAGUAGAGGGGGUCCACUAUCCACCUCUUUGUCUAUGGGUAUGGGCUUGGGUCUGGGCCUUACUGGUGCUCCUAUGAUCACCAGUGGAUCAGCCACCAUCUCCUCUGCAGCAGCAGCCAAGAUGAAUCGGUUACCCUCCAACCUUUUGGAUCAGCUAGAGAGGCACCUGCCCCUGCAGCGUGAUGGCUUCAGCACGCUGCAGUUUCAUAGAGGACGUAUGUCGAAACAACGCAGUGAGAGCCCAGGACGUAUUCGCCACCUGAUGCACUCUGUGCAGAAGCUAUUUGCCAAGUCCCAGUCCUUGGAAAACUCGGCAAUUAAAGGCAGCUUAAAUGGGCGCUCCGCUGGAGGAAUGACUGGCACCACAGGAGCUGGUGAGGAUGGUGGUAGACCAACCCGCAGGAGCAAGAGUAAAGACAGGGCUAAAACUGAGGGGCCAAAGCAGAGACCGAGGCCCAAUGCACUCGGCCUCUGGAGUUCAGACGACGCCCUGGACUCUGACACUACCAAAGCUGGCACUAUUGCUGUAGGUUACCGCAACCCAUUGACCAUGAUGACUCUUGGCAGAGCGGUGUCAGACAGCCAGGCCCCUCCCAGAUAUAUCCCACAGGGCUACAACACCAUUUCUGCACAUACUCUCAAGACCUCGAAAAGCAGCAGUGACCUCAAGUUUCUGGCAUGCCCGGCGACACAGGUAGGACCCAAGGACGAGGAGGGAAGAAUCAGAGGAAGCAAGGAUGAUUUGCUGGUGAAGAGGGGCUCCUGGUCCACUCUCACCCUCACCCAGGCCAGGCAAGUGUUGCAGAAGGGCUCUGCUACAGUUAACAGGACCCUGCUUAAAUCAAAGUCAUGCCACCAAGACCUGGCGCAACAGUUCCUUCAGGUCCCACUGGGGGACUGGGCAGGAACUCUUGGUCGCGGCCGGGCCAGAGGAACUGAGAUCCCCUGUCGAAGGAUGCGCAGUGGCAGCUAUGUGAAAGCUAUGGGAGACAUAGAAGACAGUGAGGACUCAGAGGGAAGCCCCAAACCUUCCCCCAAAGCCACUGCCCGUCGCCAGAGCUACCUGAAGGCCACCCAGCACUCCCUGAGUGAGCAGCAGCCAUCUCCACCUCAACGCAACUCCCUGCCGUCCCUGAAAGAGCUGUCGACUAAUCGGAGCCUCGAUAACUUAGACUGCCUGGUGAGUCCGUUGGAGGCGCCUCCUCACUACCGGAACAGUGAUUUCAGCCAAUGCUCGAGCACACUGGGCAGAGCCUCGGCCACUCAGCGUGUGAGUCUGCACACGUUCUUUCAGGUAUACGGGCCGGGCUGUGGGCACUCAGUACCAUACUGUGAGGGGGAAUCGCAGGCAGUGGAGGCUCUGGAUCUGCCUGCUCCUACGUGCUUCCGGUCGCGCAGCCACAGCUACCUGCGGGCCAUCCAGGCGGGCUGCUCCCAGGAUGAAGAUACAGCCUCUGUGGACUCAGAAUCACCACCGCCCACCACUACAGGCUACAGCUCCAACACCAUCAGCAAUAGGAAGGCUCCUCCUCCGGUCCCACCGCGCACCACAUCCAAGCCCCUCAUCUCAGUGACGGUGCAGAGCAGCACAGAGUCAGCCCAAGACAUCUACCUUGACCAGCAGGACCGUGGCAGUGAAGUGAACAGCCAGUCAGGACGCAGCAACUCCUCUGACAGUCUCUGUAGCAUCCGCACAGGCAGUCUGGCUAAGGGGACUCGCCCUCCACCGAUCCCUGUCCCUAUUAUAAUCCCUGUACCCGCUGCAGGCUCUGUACCUCCUGUCCCAGCCCCUCGUGACCUCCCUCCCACCACCACUACCACAGUCGCCACUACCACCACUUCCACAUCUACUCAGUCCCAAAAUGACUCCCUGAGCACUGGUUUCACCUUAGAGCAGGCCCCGACUGCAACCAAGAGGAAACUAUCCUCUAUUGGAAUUCAGGUGGAUUGCAUUCUUCCAGUCUUAAGAGAAGAACCACUACCCCUGACUGCACCCCUUAAGUUUCAGUCGAUUGGAGUUCAAGUGGAGAACGGCAGGCCUCUCAGCCGGGACAGCAGCAUGGCCUCCAGACAAAAUACAGAGACUGAGCCUCAGGAGCCCCAGGAUGCCGCACACACAGAAAACAACACAGCUAACUGCACCAACAGUCAAACAGUGAAUGCCACCGCAGCCAACAGACAGGACAAAGCCAUGGAACAGCAGCCCCUUAAACACAACUCAGCCCCGUCCAGGGUAUCCACCUCCCCUCCGGAGACCCUGGACCCAGCUUUAGACCCCUCCUCGCUGCCGCCUCCAGAUCCCAGCCUGGAGACCGGAAACUGCAGCUCCCAGGGAGACGCCGUUCAACCCAGCACACCAGCUUGCCUCCGAGACGGUAACUGGUUUUUGAAGCUGCUGCAGGCGGAAACGGGGCGCAUGGAGGGCUGGUGUCAACAGAUGGAGCAGGAGACCAAAGACAACAAGCUGUCAGAAGAGGUGUUGGGGACGAUCCGCAGUGCAGUCGGCAGCGCUCAGCUCCUCAUAACAAAGAAGUUCGAGCAGUUCAGAGGGCUCUGUAAUGAGAACUUGAACGUAAAUGCCAACCCGCGACCAACAGCGCAGGACCUCGCAGGCUUCUGGGAUCUGCUGCAGCUCUCAAUAGAAGACAUCAGCAUGAAGUUUGAUGAGCUCUACCAACUGAAAGCCAACAACUGGCAAUUUCCUGAAAAACCAGAGAAGAAGGAUGAAAACAAGCAGCUUCCAACAUCUGUGCCAAAGAAGCAGACUAAGCCCAAGCUGUCAGCGGGGAAGGACAGGAGCGUGGACUCUGCCGUGGACAAACAGCGGCAAGAAGCCAGGAAACGUUUAAUGGCGGCAAAGCGCGCGGCAUCAGUACGGCAGAACUCCGCCACAGAAAGCGCCGACAGCAUCGAAAUCUACGUCCCCGAGGCCCAAACCCGCCUCUGAGAGUGAACCAGCACAGAUCAUCGAGGGGAGGAAACAAAAAAAAAAAACCCUGACUCACUUCAGACAUUCAUUGACACACAAACACACAGACAGAUCUGAGACGAACACACAGAUGUACAACGGAUGCACAGAGGCCGAUUCCCUCACAGCGGCACAGCUGAUGACAGGAGACACAUGGGGGGUCACAGGGCACCAGAAUAAUGCAGAUCAUCACCCUGCUGCCAUGGGACAGAAAUAACCUUGACACAUGUUUAAUACUAUUGUUAUUAUUGUUAUUAUAAUAAUUAUUAUCUCCUAAAGUAUAUCAGGACUGUCUUAAAUGUGCAAGUAUCUUGGAUAAGGACAUCCUGUACCUUGUGAGCUGAAGAAUCUUGGUAUCCCAGAAGUUUACUCUCUUUAAAAACAAAAAAAAACUCCCUUCACUGCUGAGUCUACCGGCAAGUUGUGGCUGCCUGGUUUACGAGCUGAGCUACCAUCCACACACACUCAGGACACACACGCAGGUGUACUCACUGUCCACAGAGUCUUCCUGUUCUCUAUUUGUAUUAGGCUGCCACUCGUCGGGUGUGGUGUGUACGAAUAAUAAGAUGGUGUUAAUGUACUCAGAGGUUUAAAAAGCGCAGAGAACCAGAGGAAGGCAGUAGCAUAUAUAUUAUAAAUAUCACACUAUUACAAUGUUCAUUUUGUAAAUGUUGUAUACCAGAUUAUUUGUUAGAAAGAGGUCAGUGUUCAGUACCAAGGUAGUUUUUUAUAGAUCGAGUACAUGUACUGUCAUGAUAUAUUAGCACUUGAUGCAAUCAUUCACUCCACCUCUCUCUCUCUCUUCCUCUCCUUUUCACAAACGCACACUACACAGUCUGUGUCUGUGAAUACCCAUUAUUAAAGUCUUACUUUUGUUUUUUUUUUGGUUUCGUGAAGGGAUGUGAGGAAUGACUGCCCUGCCAGUGAGCUACAGAGGAAUGUAUGAAAUUGUAUGCAUUUACAGCUCAUGUAGACUUGAUCACUGCACUUUCCAUUCACCUCGGAUCAAGUUUGCUCACCUUCGUUUGCCUGAUCAUUCAGACUUUUCACUGCAUCCUCACGCGAUGUAGGGGACCAAGACUUUCACCACUUGAUAUGGCAUUCCCAUUCAACCUGACUGUGUGUGAUAGGGUGGGGGUUUACUUGCCACUGGAAAGGAAAUGGAAUACCAGAGCAAUAAUAAAAUCAUAUUAGUGCGAGCAAUGCAGUAGGUACCCAGUCUUAAAUUAUUAAAUUCAACAUUUCCAAUAAGACUUUCUUAGCAUGAAGGAUGAAUGUUUAUUUCUUUUUAUGAACUGACUGCCCUUGAAAUGACUCAAAUCUCAGGUUGAACACACUCAACAGUAAAAACCACUAUGGAUGGCUUAUUUAUUAUAUAACCACAAAUUAACUGGCCGAGAGCGUCAGAGCUGUUGACAAAUAUUUCAAAUCCAGACCUGCUCAGUGUUUUUCAGUGAGAGAAAUCAGGUUUGGUGCAGUGAAGUUCAGGCUUAAUUUGACUGCUUCAAUCGGCAGUCUCCUUCGCUGCCCUUUCUAGCAGCUUGAACUCCCACCCCUGUUUGUUGAGAAUGAACUGUGGUACAUUUUUUAAUUAAAAUUUUAAUGUCAUUUGACACGUUUUGUGACUUUCAUCUGAAAUGAGGUCGACCCGAACAUGUCUCGCCUUCCGUACUUGUAAUAAUUAACGGUGCUGCGAGGGACUUCAUAUUGUGCCAAGACGGCAGUGAACAUCGACAUUUCAGUGUCAUUUGAUAAAGCUUUUAUUUAAAGUGAUUCUUUUUUUAAUUUUAUUUAAUCUGCUCAUGAAUUCAGCUGUCUGUGUGUGCAUUCUCAGCCAAGUUUGUUUGUGUUUGCAUCAGCUCACUGCAGAUACGCUAUGCCUCGUCUCUGUCUCGACUUGUCAGUAUGGGACUGGAAUAUUUUCCACCUUUCAGUACUUCAAAUGUAAACACAUGUGCCAAAUGGUACAUGAGUGGAACUGGGCAUAGCAGGAACUCACUAGUUUUUAGUUGUUUUGUAUUAGUAAGAGCUGGCUCUCCCCCUACUGGCCAGUCCUUGCGUGGCACUCCAGACAUCUCGUGCUCCAUUUUGAGUCUUUUAGUUCACAUCACACAAGAAAUGACGUUGAACUGGGAAUGCUGACACAACACCAAGUUGUUGAUUUUCUUAUUCUCUUGUUUGUAUUACAUCAACAGUGGACAUGUGCAUUUCAUUGUCCAAAGAAAUCAUUAAACAUCCCUUUGCUACA
Messenger RNA from Centropristis striata (black sea bass), 6121 nucleotides. It is a transcript of the gene dlgap4a, whose product is annotated as discs, large (Drosophila) homolog-associated protein 4a. Gene Ontology annotation, molecular function: molecular adaptor activity. Gene Ontology annotation, cellular component: postsynaptic specialization; glutamatergic synapse. Bases 580 to 3852 code for a protein of 1090 amino acids. Lineage: Eukaryota; Metazoa; Chordata; Actinopteri; Perciformes; Serranidae. The record is from RefSeq and is a predicted model, not a curated record. The transcript has 11 exons. Gene Ontology annotation, biological process: signaling.